This is a messenger RNA of Penicillium riverlandense, 972 nucleotides long. RefSeq names its product RNA-binding protein. The record is from RefSeq and is a predicted model, not a curated record. NCBI's taxonomy places the organism in Eukaryota, Fungi, Ascomycota, Eurotiomycetes, Eurotiales, Aspergillaceae. Gene Ontology annotation, molecular function: RNA binding. The coding region runs from base 1 to 972 and encodes 323 amino acids. The transcript is spliced from 3 exons.
AUGGGCAGCAGCAGUGACAAAAAGCGCAAGCUUGUCUCGAACGAGGCGGAGCCUGUUGAGCCUGAGGUUAAGAAGGCGAAGAAGGACAAGAAGGACAAGAAGUCGAAGCGCAAGGCCGUUGAGGAUGUCGACAAUGUUCCUUCUGCCGAGGACAUUGCUCCUGCUCAGGAUGACGUGAAGGUGAAGGAGAAGGCCUCCAAGAAGGAAAAGAAGGACAAGAAGGAGAAGCGGAAGCGCGACGAGGAUGCUGAGUCUGCUCCAGCUGAAAAGAUGGACGUGGAUGGAGAGUCCACUGAGAAGGCUGAGGGAGAUGAAGAGAAGAAGAAGAGGAAGAAGGAAAAGAAAGAAAAGAAGGAGAAGAAGGAUAAUAAAAAGCACAGCAAAGAGAAGGGCGACAUCUCCACGACACAACCAGACACAAACGCCGAGACCAGCAAUGGUGUGACUGAGCCAGCUGCGGAAACGGAGGGUGCAGCCACCCAGAAAGGCAAUCGGUUCAUUGCAUUCGUUGGAAAUCUCCCAUACUCAGCCAACCUGGAAUCCCUGACAAAACAUUUCGAGAAGAACCCUCCAGCUUCCAUACGCGUUGCCACAAAAAAGGAAGACAGCCGCAAGUGCCGCGGCUUUGCAUUCAUUGAGUUCGACAACUUCGACCGCAUGAAGACCUGCCUCAAGUUGUACCACCACUCCAUGUUCGAUGACGGCAAGUACCCGCCGCGGCGGAUUAAUGUCGAGUUGACUGCCGGUGGAGGCGGCAAAUCUGACCACCGCCAAGCGAAGAUCAAGGCCAAGAACGAGAAGCUGAAUGACGAGCGCCAGCGCGACGCGAAGAAGAUCCAGAAGGACAAGAAGAAGCACAUCACGCCUGCGCAGCAGGGCAACGGCGGCACCGGCGCCAAUGCGGUCGGUGAUGACCAAGGAGAGGAUAUGUAUGCGAAUGUGCAUCCGAGUCGGAGACCGCGCAUGCAUUGA